CGUCGAGCGCCGUCAAGGCCAAAACGUUUUCCGACCUCUCCAUUCUCCACCAGGCUGUUUUGCGCGCCACCACCACCGCACCAUGCGCUGCCUCGCCGUCUCCGCCGCCACACUCAAACCCUAAACCCUCCACCGAAACCAAUGGCGUCCCUCCUCUGCUCUCCCGCCACAAAAUCCUUCUCCGUCGACACCUCCACGCUCUUCCUCUCCUCCCUGGCGUCACUGUCGCCCGCCCAGACCCACCCCAUCUCCGCCCCCUCCGCGACCCCGCCCGUCCCGGCCACCGUACCAUCCACAGCUCUCAUCCCUAACUCCAGCUUCCUCGUCGACGCCUUCCGCCACGCUGGCGACUUCUCCGUCGCCUAUUUCCUCUCCCACUUCCACUCCGACCACUACGCCGGCCUCGGCCCCUCCUGGCGCCGGGGCCUCGUCUUCUGCAGCGCUCCCACCGCGCGCCUCCUCGCCUCUGUGCUAUCCGUACCUUCGGAGCUCAUCGUCUCCAUUGACAUUGGCGCCCGCAUCACCGUUGAUGGCUGGGGCGUAGUCGCCGUCGAUGCCAACCACUGCCCUGGUGCCGUCCAGUUCCUUUUCACCUCCCCUGGACCAAACACGAAGAGGUAUGUACACACCGGGGACUUCCGCUAUACGGAUUCUAUGAGAAGCGACCCUAAUCUGCUGGAAUUUGUCGGUGCUGAUGCUGUAUUUCUGGACACCACCUACUGUAACCCCAAAUUUACAUUUCCUUCUCAAGAGGAGUCAGUGGAAUAUGUUGUGAACACAAUAAAGCAGGUGAAGGAGGAGAGUGAGGCAGCCGGAGAGCGUGUGCUGUUUUUGAUCGCGACUUAUGUUGUAGGCAAAGAGAAGAUUUUGCUGGAGGUUGCACGGCGCUGUGGGUGCAUGAUACAUGUGGAUAGCAGGAAGAUGAAAAUUUUGACAGGACUGGGGUUUGGUGGUGAGAAAGGAGUUUUUACUGAGGACGCAGCAGCAUCAGAUGUGCAUGUUACAGGGUGGAAUAUUUUGGGGGAGACAUGGCCCUAUUUCCGGCCGAAUUUUGUGAAAAUGAAGGAGAUCAUGAUGGAGAGAGGGUACACCAAGGCAGUUAGUUUUGUGCCGACCGGAUGGAUGUAUGAAACCAAGAAGGAAGGGUUUGCUGUUAGGGUGAAGGAUUCACUCAAGAUACAUCUUGUGCCUUAUAGUGAGCACUCGAGCUAUGAUGAGUUGCGGGAGUACGUGAAGUUCUUGCACCCAAAACAGGUCAUCCCAACUGUGGGAGUCGAUGGUGGGAAGCUUGAUGGUAAGGAGGCGAUUGCUCUGAAGAAACAUUUUGCGGGAUUAGUGGACGAGACGGCGAAUAAACACGAGUUCUUGUCAGUGUUCCAUCCAAGAUCGAUAUGUGCUACUCUUAACCAUGAGGAUGUGCUGGCUAAAUGCUUAAGGGAUCAAGAUGGGGAGGAGUUUGCUUCCUUACCAGAAAUCAAUAAUGCUUCUGAAUUAUCAGACAGUUCAAACAUUAAGAUUACAGAGGAAAUGAAGAAAGAACUAUCAGAUUUCCUACCAUCAUGGGUCAGCCAGGACCAAAUCCUAGGCCUGUUGAUGAGGUCAGGUGGUGAUGUUGUUCAAUCAGCAUCUGAUUUUUUUGAGCGGGAAAGAGAUUUCUUUGAAGAAGCAAAUGUUUCUAAUAAUGAAAUGUCUAAGUCAGGGGGAAUCCACACUUCUGAUCAUGGACCUUCUGCUGAUGUAAGUAGUCAGCAGGAAGUAACUUUAUUUUCAGAGAAGCCCAUGGAGCCUUCUACAAAGCUGGUGAACUUGACUCCUGUGAGAAUGAACUCGAAUCUUCCCAAGAAGGAAAGGAAGAGGGUUUCUAGCACUGCAAACAAGUCAAAAAAGAAAGGAAGGUCUGCUGCCUCAACAGAAUCUGGUGGGCGCAAACAGCCCACAAUUACAAACUAUUUUGGUAGAGCAAUGGCAGCUGCUUCUAAAAGCGAGACCGCCAAUAAAGUAACAGUGGACCCAUAUGAAAACAUUGGAGAGAAGGAGAAUGACACUCAGUUAACUGAUAUUGUAAAAACGCACGAGCAGGGCAUAAACCAGCUUCUUCAGAUUGUAGAUGGCAGCAUGUCCAGAGAAUCUGCAAUUUCUUUACUUGAGAAGACGAAAGGAGAUGUCAAUGUAGCAGUUGACAUGUUCUACAGUAAAAUCCAAAACAAUAACGUACCUGUUAAUGACAAGAGUAUUGUACCGCAGAAUACUCAAAAUGAAAUUAUAGAUAAAAAUAGUAACUCAGACAUCAUUCAAAGCUCUUCUCAGGCUACUCCAAAGAUGCAAAACCUGUAUGUACAAACUUCUUUAGCACAAGCAGAUUCGAUGAAUAUAUCAUUGCCAGUUGAAAAGUAUCUGCCGAUUGAGCAUGCUUGCUGGACAACAGGACAGCCUGCGCCAUACCUGCAUUUGGCUCGCACUUUCGAUCUGGUUGAGAGAGAAAAAGGAAAGAUCAAAAGUACUGCCAUGCUUUGCAACAUGUUCAGGAGUUUGCUUGCCUUAUCACGAGAUGAUGUGCUACCUGCUGUUUAUCUAUGUACUAACAAAAUUUCUCCCGGCCAUGAAAAUAUGGAACUAAACAUUGGCGGGAGUCUAAUUAUUUCUGCUCUGGUGGAGUCAUUAGGAACCAGCAGAUCUAAAAUACAUGAGAUGUACAAAACUCACGGCGAUCUUGGUGAUGUGGCCCAAGAAUGCCGUCAAAAUCAAACGCUACUUGCUCCUCCUCGUCCACUCUCAAUCCGUGAUGUAUAUUCCACACUUCGAAAGCUAAGUGCAAUAUCAGGUGGUGGGAGUGCUGGAAGGAGAAAAAUUCUUGUCUUGCAUCUUAUUCGGUCUUGCAGAGAAAUGGAAAUGAAAUUUCUUGUUAGAACACUGGCACGUAACUUGCGUAUUGGGGCUAUGAUGAAGACAAUUUUACCUGCUCUUGCGCAUGCUGUUGUUCUUGAUGGAAAAUGUGCAAAAAACACAGUGGUAUCCUUGGAGGGCAUCAAAUCAGAAUUGCAGGGCCUUUCAAGUGAAGUUACUGAGGCAUACAAUGUCAUUCCUAAUAUGGAUUUGCUUGUCCCCUCUCUUUUGAGAGAAGGCACUACAUUUGCAGCUUCGUCCUUAGCAAUGCUACCUGGCACACCUAUUCCACCUAUGCUUGCAAGAAUUACUAAUGGGCUCACUCAAGCACUGAAAUUGUUUGAUGGUAGAGCAUUUACUUGUGAGUACAAGUAUGAUGGUCAGCGUGCACAGAUUCACAGAUUAACUGGUGGAUCCGUGCAAAUAUUUUCAAGGCAGAUGAAAGAUUCAACUUCUCGAUUUCCCGAUCUAGUGAAUAUGAUCAAAGAGUUGUGCAGCCCUGAGGUGGCCAGCUUUGUACUGGAUGCUGAAGUUGUGGGAAUUGAUAGAAAUAAAGGAAACAAGCUGAUGUCAUUCCAAGAAUUGUCUUCGAGAGAGAGAGGGAGCAAGCACUCCUCAAUUACAAUUCAGAAUAUAAAGGUUGACAUCUGUGUGUUUGUUUUUGAUAUCAUGUUCUGCAAUGGAGAGAGGCUAUUGGAUUACCCUCUUCGACAAAGGAGAAACUAUAUCCAUGACUAUUUUCAGGAGAAGCCAGGACACUUUGAGUUAGCUCAGCAGCUAAUUGUUGAAAAAAAUGAAGCAUCUGUGGAUAAUUCUAGCACUUUACACAGAAUGAGCAGCUUUUUCGAAAAGGCAUGUCAGUCUUCUUGUGAGGGUAUAAUGUUGAAGACUCUAGAUGUUGAUGCUGGAUACUCUGCUUCCAAGCGCUGUGAUUCGUGGUUAAAGGUCAAGCGCGACUAUGUGGAAGGCCUUGGUGAUAGCCUUGACUUAGUUCCCAUCGGUGCAUGGUAUGGAAAUGGACGGAAAGCUGGAUGGUACAGCCCUUUUCUUAUGGCAUGCUACAAUCCUGACUAUGAAGAAUAUCAAAGUGUCUGCCGUGUUAUGUCUGGUUUCUCAGAUGAAUUCUACAAAGAGAUGAAGGAGUUUUAUUCUGAAGAAAGGAUACUGCCCAAGAAACCUGUUUACUACAAAACAGAUGAGCUGCCAGAGUUGUGGUUCAGUGCUGAACAAGUUUGGGAGAUCCGAGGUGCAGACCUUACAUUAUCCCCUGUACACCACGCGGCAACUGGGAUUGUCCAUCCGUCGCGUGGGAUCUCGGUGAGGAUGCCGAGGUACAUACGCUCUGUUCCAGAUCGGAGCCCAGAGGACUGUAGCACGGCUACGGAUGUUGCUUGCAUGUUCAAAGCUCAGACCAGGAAGAUGGAGGUCAGCAGCGAUGGCCCUGCCAGCAGUCACUAGUUACUAAAAUCUUGAUAAGGCCUUACGGUGCGUUUUGUACGUGUGCAUGAGCAGAGUAGUUUGAAUCAAACACUGUAUGUUCUUUUUCAUCUUUUGUAUAUACAGCACAUUUGGAAAAACCCUUUAAGACCAUAUUUUCCAGAAAUGUCCUUUUCCUGCA
This is a messenger RNA of Brachypodium distachyon (stiff brome), 4501 nucleotides long. RefSeq names its product DNA ligase 6. Gene Ontology annotation, biological process: DNA biosynthetic process; DNA repair; DNA recombination. The transcript is spliced from 20 exons. The record is from RefSeq and is a predicted model, not a curated record. Bases 142 to 4341 code for a protein of 1399 amino acids. Gene Ontology annotation, molecular function: DNA binding; ATP binding; DNA ligase (ATP) activity. NCBI's taxonomy places the organism in Eukaryota, Viridiplantae, Streptophyta, Magnoliopsida, Poales, Poaceae.